Messenger RNA from Rhincodon typus (whale shark), 4816 nucleotides. Its product is annotated as ankyrin repeat and BTB/POZ domain-containing protein BTBD11-like. The transcript is spliced from 17 exons. Bases 119 to 3130 code for a protein of 1003 amino acids. NCBI's taxonomy places the organism in Eukaryota, Metazoa, Chordata, Chondrichthyes, Orectolobiformes, Rhincodontidae. The record is from RefSeq and is a predicted model, not a curated record. Gene Ontology annotation, molecular function: protein heterodimerization activity.
AGUGCGGCAGGAAGCACAGCCUCUGUGUGUAGACAGGCUGCAGUGUCACCACCGGAGGAACAACUCAAAUUGUGCCAUUUGCCUUCUCCCCAAACUUCGGGGACCCUUUUUCUUGGUCAUGUCCGGAUUUUGUAAACCAACAGCCAAGAACUUCGAGAGCUUGACUUUGGACUCUGGGUAUGGAGGAGCUGCCGACUCGUGUGGAUGGUCCAGUUUGUCGCUGUCUCAUUCAGGAGGGACCUGGGGCUCGUUGGCCGGUUCAGCAGGGGGGAGAUACAUGGACAGUUGUGACAGCCUGGACACUGAGCUACCAGAGGGCUCAGUGUUAGAGGUUCUGGACUGCUGGCCCAAACUACCCCUUUUGGAGGAUGUCCCAUGGGCUGAGGAAGAGUUGCAGGAGGUGCUACGAAGACGCCAUCCCGGAGAAUGCAGGCAGCCCGCUCCCGGUAGCUUGCUUAAGAAACUCUCCAAGUACCUGAGCAGGGCACUGGUCCGGAUCGGCAGAGAGGCGCAGAGGCUCAGCCUCCUCACCGCCAAAUGCAGCAAACACGAAAUCCAAACUGCGGCCAAGCUGGUCCUGUCCUGGUCCCUGUCUGAAAGCUGCAUGGCGGCGGCGGUCAAGGCGCUGUCCGCCUACAACCUGAACUCCGGCGACCAACUCAACAGCAGCAAGAGCUCCCAGUGCAACUUGGUGUUCUCGGUUGGCCGCUUCUUUCGGUGGAUGGUAGACAGCAGGCUGUCCAGCCGCAUCCAUGAGCACGCAGCGAUCUACCUGACUGCUUGUAUGCAGAAUAUCCUGGAGGAGCUGCACAUGAAGCUGCCGGACAGCUUCCUAUCCCGAGGGAAGGAGUCGCUUGAGGCCAUAGACAAAGCCCUGGAACAAAUGAUCAGCAACGACGCAGAUCUCUGGGGUUUGUUCCAACCCUACGAACACCUCAUCUGCGGGAGAAAUGCUUACGGUGUGCCUUGCAUUCCGAUCUACCUCAGCCUGUACAUGGAACGUUAUCAAAGUGGAAGAUCGAUCCACUGUCAACUGUACAAUUGCUUGGACCUUAGGAACCUGGAGCAGGUUAUGCUGGCAACCUCUGUGGGCACCAUUGCUGAACUCAGUGACCUGGUCUCACAAGCGAUGUAUUAUUUCCAUCAAUUUGGUGCAAAGCACCCUGGAAAGGGAUUUCAGCUACAUUUCAAAAAGGGGCCGUACUCCUGGGAGCCGGAGGCUCUUCACGGGCUCUUUUACUACAUGCGCUGCCCUCAUCUGGAGUUGGAGAAUCCCAACACUGACCCACCACAAAUAAAACUGGGCAGUGAAAGGCCGUAUGAGAUUCUCCCACCGGUGGUUGAGUGGAUCAGGGUAUGCAUUGCGCAGGCAGAUCACAGAUACAGUCUCACAGUAGACAUUGGUGACCUUCGACAGGCGGCCAGGCUUCUGCUUCCAGGUGUAGACUGUGAACCCCGACAACUCUGGAUUAACAGCAUUUUAUAUCCGUCCCGUGGACUGGACACCAAGCAGGCAGAGCUAAAACUGAGACAGAAUCUGGGCUUCCAGAUGUUGAACUCCGGUCGUACUGAUUUGGUGAACGCAGCCGCUGCAUUGCUGGGACCAGAGGGACUCAAUGCUCUUAGUGAACAGGGAUUGACUCCACUGAUGUAUGCAGCGAGCAGUGGAGAUGAGGCCAUGGUUCAGGUCCUGUUGACAUCUGGAGCAGACAUUGAUAUUCAGGUGCCAGGUUAUUCCCAACAGUGCCCAUCUGUCCAUGCAGAGACUCGACACUGGACUGCUCUCACCUUUGCAGUUGCAUUUGGCCAUCUGUCAAUCGCACAGUUGCUGUUGGAUGCCGGGGCCCACAUUGAUGGCUGUGUUGGUGAAGGAAGCUGCUCUGAAACUCCUCUGCAGAUGGCAGCUGCAGCAGGUCACCUAGAUCUGGUCAGUUUGCUACUGGAGAAAGGAGCUGAUCUCCUGGCUGGAUCCAUUGGUAAAAAUGGAGUCACUGCAUCUUUGCAAGGAAUUACUAAUCCUUUCAGUCAGGCUGCUGCCCAUGGACACAGGGAUGUGUUGCAGAAGCUUCUGUCACAGCCAGACACCGUAAAAAAUGACAUCAUGUCCUUGGAGGACAUCCUUGCUGAAGGGGCAGAGGUCAGCGACCAGCAGGCUGCGAAACCUGGGGUAAAUCGCAGCAGUAAAUCUCGUAGGAAAGCUCUGCAGGAUGCCCUGAAUCAGAGUGCUGAGCAUAAUUAUCUUGACAUCACCGUAGAAUUACACAACCAUGGUGUUCCAUGGACUGUACAUUCCUGGCUGAAGUCCCUGGCAACCUCGCUGAUCCAGCGGCAGUGGACCAUAACUCUUUACCUGCUGAAGGACUUUGAUUCUGUGAAGGAUGUAUACAGCCAAGAAAUGAUCACCCAAGGACUGACCCUCAUGUUUGACAUAUUCCGCCUGAGCAAGAACGAUGCUAUUAUGCGGCAGCUGGCAGCCAUCUUCAGCCAUUGCUAUGGGCCUUAUCCUAUACCCAUGAUUCAGGAGAGCAGUGAGAAGAUCAAGGCUGCACCUAACCCCACUUUAUUGAAUUGCCGAGAACAGUCAGACAUCACAUUUCUGGUGGAAGGGAAGCCAUUCUACGGUCAUCGGGCAGUGCUGUCAGCUGCCUCAUCCCGGUUCAAAAAGCUUAUUGCAGCCUACCAUCCUGAUGUUAAGACCUGUAACCCCAUCGAGAUUAAGGAUAUCCAGUACAAUACAUUCAAGUGCAUGGCUCAGUAUAUUUAUGACGGAGGGACAGAGAGACUUGGCAUCAGUAAAAAUCAAGCCCUGGAGGUUCUCUCAGCCUCCAGCAUCUUCAAGCUAAACCCUCUGACACGCCACUGCGAGGUCAUCUGUUCAAGAAACUUGACACCUGUUAACAGCCCACAUAUGUACCAACGGGCCAAGGUUCUCAAGGCCAAUGAGCUGAUUGCCUACUGCAAUGGAUACUUCCUUAAGAAUAUGCUGCCUUUAUUGGAGCAGGAUUCCUUCCAGCAACUGUUGCAGAGCCAGGCAGGGAAGAAUCACAGUCUUCUGACAGAACUGCAGCAAGUGCUAGCCUUCAGGAUGCAGGCUGUGUACCAGCCCACUGGCAAGGAAACAAUGGUAUGAUUUUUAAACUUGAAAGCAAGCUCAGGCUUUAUAGACAUUGCACUUUUUUUCUAAAUUAAAGGAGACCUCAAGUAGCUUAUAUUCUCUUGAAUUCAGAGUGCUGUGAAAGAAAUUAUGGUGUGUUUGAGAAGCUGAAUCAGAGUGAGUGUACUACAUAUUUUAAUAAGCUAGAGUGUGAGUGGCUUGUUACUGAAAUAAAAGAACCUGUGAGUGCUUCCUCAAAAAACAUCUCUCUCAAGGAGCAACACCUCAUAUUCUGCCUUGGGAGCCUACAGCCCAAUAACCUGAACAUAGAAUUCACCAUUUUCAAAAUUUCCCUACCCACCGGCCUCAUCCCAUGUCCAACCCUCCCUCUCAACCCCGCCUCCUUGACUUGACACACCCCGCCCAUCUUUUUUCCCACCGAUCCGCCCCACCCUUCCCACUGACCAGCGCCACUACCCCCUACCUGCAUCCACCUAUCACUAUCCCACCUACCUACCCCCAUCCUCUCUCUAUUUAUUUCCUAGCUCCCUUAUCCCUCCCACAUCUGAUGAAGUGUCUGGACCUGAAACACUGACUCUCCUGCUCCUCUGAUGCUGCCUGACCUGCUGUGUUCCUCCAGCUCCACGCUUAAUUGUCUCUCACUCAAAAUCCCUAUCUGUCUAUAUUACAAACUAUCAACACCCUUCUUUAUAGAUCAGAUCAGGAACUAAUUGUUAACACUUAACAAGUACCCAGACCACAUGCAGACUAAAGGUGUUCAGAGCCUAUUAUAUUAUCAUUUGUGUCCUCUAGUUUUCCUAUCUCAUUUUUGAGAUUCAUUAUCUCAUUAUUAGAAAAUAAGGAUUCAUUCCCUUUACCUCUUUUGCAAGACCCACUCCCACGGUUCCCACGUCCCUACCAUCUCUCCAUUUGGUCUCAUUUUCAGGAUGAUUUUAAUUUACAUCAGGGCCAUUUCCCCAGCUGCAUGUCUCCUACAGAGAGCUGUCCUCAUGGGCCAGUAUGCCUAAGGCGUGUGGGUAGCUGGUGAGGGAGGCUUCAGAUUGUAGAACACCUUCAGAGAAUUGUCCCUUUCAUGCGUCAUAUCUGAGAUAUCUCCAGCAUUCGCGAUCCAUGACAAACACCUUCAGUCAGUGACACCAGAAAUUCGGGUGCUUCAGACAGCAGAAAUUAGAAAAACACUUGCUUGAAUUGGUCAACUUUUUAAAUUUAGCACCAAUACUUUAACAACAUCUUAAAAUCGAACUUGCAACAAUGAACUGAGGUUGGUUCAAAAUGUCUGAUGGCCUCAGUAAUGUUAUUUAGACACGGAAUAUAUCACUCAACAAAGCUUUCUGUGGUAUUGGUACUCUCCACUUGCUUACAACAAUUAACUAAUGGCUUGGUUUAUAAAGCACCUUUGGCUCGCUUGGCUAAUUACUAAAGAAAGAGGAAGCAAAAUGACUAUUUAUUGUUUAUGUGCAAUACCGUGUGUAAAUUAUUGUAUUCAAAUGUUUCUUUUUGCUUAAUUUAAUGUUCAUUUUUGUAAAAAUGACUGUGUUAACCUGGAAAAGAUUGUUAAAUUAUGAAGUGGUAGAAGUAUAUAUUUUUAACAGGAAUGAAGAUCGAAUGAAGGAUUCAAAUACUGUGACUGUAUUUACAAUGUUGAAUGCAUUGACAUCUUUUCACAAUGUGCCUUUUGUAAUUAAAUAUGACUUGAUUCUA